AUGUCAUACCUUCGAACCCUCUCACUCUAUGAACAUUGGGAUGAGUUUGUUGAUGAAACUGUUAAAAUGAUAAUUGAAGAGUGGUCCUCAUCACCUUCCGUACGAAAAGUAAUGCUCCUCAACGAUAAAAACACACAGGAAAAUAAUAAUUCGCCUGUUCCUGUGAGUUUAAUUUUGGUCAAUGAAGAAAAUCAAGUGGUUUCACAUGCUAAAUUAAUUAAAUCACAGGAAAAUGUUUAUAUCAUUGAAACUGUUGUCACUCGGAAAGAUAAAAGAGGUCUCGGAUAUGGAAAGAGAAUUGUAGAUGAAAUGUGUUUAUAUUUUAAAAACAAUUUUAUUACUGAUACAUCCAGUACUUUGUAUCUAUCAACUAAAAUACCUAAAUUCUAUGAAAAGAGUGGAUUUAUAACAAGUCAACCACCAGAGGCUUGUGGAAAAGUCUGUUCAAACCUCAAUUCAUCUCAAAUUAAUUCAUUGUCUGCCAUGUUAUCAAAGAGAAAUCAAACUAAUUUACCUUUAAGCUCUGAAUCCAAAUCUGAUGAAGUGUGGAUGAAAUGGAUUGUUCAAUAA
Molecule: messenger RNA, 570 nt
Organism: Naegleria gruberi
Lineage: Eukaryota; Heterolobosea; Eutetramitea; Acrasida; Naegleriidae
Exons: 1
Coding region: 1-570 (189 amino acids)
Biological process (GO): protein acetylation
Cellular component (GO): cytoplasm
Molecular function (GO): acetyl-CoA binding; N-acetyltransferase activity
Source: RefSeq, a predicted model, not a curated record